AGCUUCAUUAGCUCUCUUCAAAAUGUAUUUAAUUCAUUUUAAUUACAUUUAGCAGCAUUGUCAAACAUUAUACUGUUUUGAAAUUUGACAGAAUUAGCCAAAAUUGAUCUCUGACUUCUCUGGAAUAUUAAGCAACACAGCUCAACAGUGAAGGCUGCUCUUCCUGACGCGUGAAGCAUGUCAUUGCUUCACAUAAUAUGGGACAGAGCCCGACUGGCAGAGGUGAAUCUUCAAAUGAGGAAACAUGCAGCUGCACUGGUGGAUAUCUCCUCACUGGAGAAAGUAGUGAGGGAACUCCAAAAGGAAGAGCUGGAAAAGAUCAAAGUUGAGGAUCCCAUAGGCCUACUGUUAUGUCAAAAGCGGAUGGAGUUGGUUCAGAUGGAGAACCUGACUCAGAGGAUGAGACAGCUGGAGAGAGAAAACCAGCAUCUCAAAUGGGACAUGGAGACUAGGAGGGAGACAGAACGCAUCCAUCACUCAAACAUGUUGGAGCUGGAGAGAGAAAACCAGCAACUCAAACAGGACAUGGAGACUAGGAGGGAGACUGAACGCGUCAAUCAAUCCAACAUGAUGGAGCUGGAACGGAAGGUGAAAAUGUUGGAGCAGGUAUCUGGACAGCAGAUAACCUCCCUUCACUCCAUUAAUGAGGAGAUGUCUCAGAGGUUAAGAAAAUUGGAGAUGGGGAACCUCAUUAUGAAUGAGGAAAGGAAGGCUUGGAGGGAAAGGGAACUGGAAAUGAAUAUUAAAAUGAAAGAACAACAAUUCUUGAGUCAACAGGAAAUUGCAUCCUUUCAGAAGAUGAAUGAGAAACUGAUUGAAAGGUUGAGAAAACUAGAGACCGAAAACUGGACACAGAAACAAGGAAGGGCACUGGAAAUUCAAAAUAUAAAGAAGGAACAACGGUUGUUGAGUCAACAGCAGAUUGUAUCAUUUCAGAAGAUGAAUGACAAACUGCUUCAAAGAAUGAGCAAACUGGAAAUGGAAAACUGGAGACAGAAACAACAAAUGGAGACUUGGAGGGCAAGAGAACUCCAAGAGAGAGGAAGAGAGGAACCAAACGGAAUGCUGGACCCCAACGUUCAAAUUAACUUGCUGAAAGGAAAGUGAAACAUGCAUGAUGACAGACAGAGAAAUGUCAGAAAGACGCAUGAAAAGUGGCAGGGCCUUGCCAGUGAGACGUACAAAAACUGUGGUGAGGAGCAAAGCCAUGGAGAUGGAAGAAGAGUGCUUGAAACCUGUCCACUUUUGGCCAUGGAAAAGACAGCUCAGGCAAACUCAGAGAACACUCUGAAGUCACCUUUACAUGGAGAUCACCUCUCUCCCAUUGUGGGAAAUGUGACAGCAAAGUGUUUGCCACCCUUACAAGAUCACCUCUCUCCCAUUGUGGGAAAUGUGACACCGAAGUGUUUGCCACCAUUGCAAGACAUGAGCAGAAAUCAGCCAAAUGAUGGUUCAAAGGCAGCAAUGGAGACCUCAAUGAAGUGGAAGAAAAAGACCAACAGACAAAAAGCGACUGAGAAAAGGAAAGAGAAAGAAGUAAAACAACUGGAGAUAGACAGGCAGAAAACAGUGAAAGAGAAAGAGAUGAGGGAUGAAGACAGAAAGAAAGCCACACUGAUUCAGAGACUGGAGGAGGAGAGACUGAAGGCUUUGGCAGAAGUGGCAGCAAUGGUGAAAAAAGGUGUUCUGAAGUAGGCAGACCUGAGAGUAAUGACAUUAUUAUAGAUUCUUUCUUAUAGAUUCAUCGAUUAUUUUUCAAGACAUGUAUCUGUGUGUUUCACAAGUGACAGCUAUUUUUGAUGUUUUACCUUGAAGCCAAAUAAA
Messenger RNA from Alosa sapidissima (American shad), 1824 nucleotides. RefSeq lists its product as uncharacterized. The record is from RefSeq and is a predicted model, not a curated record. NCBI's taxonomy places the organism in Eukaryota, Metazoa, Chordata, Actinopteri, Clupeiformes, Clupeidae. The transcript is spliced from 5 exons. Bases 1111 to 1695 code for a protein of 194 amino acids.